This is a messenger RNA of Komagataella phaffii GS115, 438 nucleotides long. RefSeq lists its product as hypothetical. The coding region runs from base 1 to 438 and encodes 145 amino acids. The transcript has a single exon. The record is from RefSeq and is a predicted model, not a curated record. Gene Ontology annotation, cellular component: mitochondrion. Lineage: Eukaryota; Fungi; Ascomycota; Pichiomycetes; Pichiales; Pichiaceae.
AUGUCCUCGAUCCAACAACAAGCUUAUGAUUACACGGCCACCCCAUAUCCUGCCUGGUUGUUUUCCACAUCACUUCUUGUAACGUCAUGGCUUCCCAAGUCCGAAAUUCCGCAGCAGGCAGUUAGUCCUGGUCGUUUCUCAUUAUUCAAGUUCAAGACAAAGCCUGUCAGUGCCCUGCCAACCAAAGCAUCAUGUUUGCUCUUUGGUGCCACCGUUGGAUUUGGUGGUUUUAUGAUCUAUGAUAAUGAUUUGGUCAAUGGUUCUGGAUUUGUGAGUGCGUGGUCAAUUCUCUAUUCUUUGGUUAAUGCUAGAAAGGGUAUUUGGAGCUUAAGGCUUUGGCCUAAAGUUUUGGUAGGCCAGGCAUUAUUCACGGGUCUUUUUUACGGCCAAAGAUUCUUCUGGGCUGACAAUAAGAGACCAGCACUUAAACUGAAUUGA